Mesocricetus auratus (golden hamster) is the source of this 1692-nucleotide messenger RNA. RefSeq names its product tubulin delta 1 (gene Tubd1). Gene Ontology annotation, molecular function: structural constituent of cytoskeleton; GTP binding. Gene Ontology annotation, biological process: mitotic cell cycle; microtubule cytoskeleton organization. The record is from RefSeq and is a predicted model, not a curated record. Gene Ontology annotation, cellular component: microtubule; cytoplasm. The transcript has 9 exons. Lineage: Eukaryota; Metazoa; Chordata; Mammalia; Rodentia; Cricetidae. Bases 170 to 1537 code for a protein of 455 amino acids.
GUCGGAGAGCUGUCAGUGAGUGUGGGACUAAUGGGGAGCCGAUAGGACAGAAAGGCUAAGAGAGAGUCUUGGCUUUGUUAUUUGCUAAUUCAGUGGCUUUGGGAAGUUUCACAACCCUUCGGUUAUCCAUUCCCUUGUGUUUUAGACUAGGCCUAGCUUGUGGCUUGGCAUGUCAAUAGUAACAGUGCAGCUUGGGCAGUGCGGCAACCAGAUUGGCUUUGAAGUGUUUGAUGCUUUAUUUAGAGACUCACACUGUUCCCAGGGACUCUGCUCUAAGAGAGAAAAUGAGGCAUAUCAAGCAUCUUGCAAAGAAAGGUUUUUCAGAGAAGAAGAAAGUGGAGUUCCAGUUGCCCGGGCUGUUCUUGUUGACAUGGAACCUAAAGUUAUCAAUCAAACACUAUCAAAAGCUGGCCAGUCUGGCCGAUGGAAAUAUGGUCAGCAUGCAUGCUUUUGUCAGAGACAAGGGUCUGGGAACAACUGGGCAUAUGGUUACUCUGUACAUGGACCGAAGCAUGAAGAAUCUAUAAUGAACUUAAUCCAAAAGGAGGUGGAAAAAUGUGACUCUUUGAGUGGAUUUUUCAUCAUAAUGAGUAUGGCUGGAGGAACAGGAUCCGGGCUGGGAGCCUUCAUUACACAGAAGUUACAAGAUCAGUACUCCAGUUCAUUGAAAAUGAAUCAGAUUAUAUGGCCUUACGGAACUGGUGAGGUUAUCGUGCAGAACUAUAACUCCAUCUUGACUCUCUCUCACUUGUACCGGUCUUCAGAUGCACUCCUCAUUCAUGAAAAUGAUGCUGUCCACAAGAUCUGUGCCAAACAGAUGAACAUCAAGCAGAUCUCCUUCAGAGAUUUAAAUCAGGUUCUUGCCCAUCAGCUGGGCAGUGUGUUCCAGCCUACAUACUCUGAGGACGGCUCAUUUCCCUACCGCAGGGAUCCACUAGGAGACUUAAUGGAGCAUUUAGUCCCUCACCCUGAAUUUAAAAUGCUGGGUGUCCGUAAUAUCCCACAGAUGUCUGAGAACUCUUUGGCAUACAGCACAUUCACCUGGGCUGGCCUCCUCAAGCAUUUGAGACAGAUGCUUAUUUCCGGUGCAAAAAUGGAAGAAGGUAUCAACUGGCAGGUGCGGCCUCCUCUCUCAGGCCUUCCACCUCUUGGCAAGAUGUCUGUCCACAAGGAUCUUCAUUUGAACACUUCUGUCGCUAACUUGGUCAUUCUCCGUGGGAAAGACGUGCAGAGUGCAGAUGUGGAGGGGUUUAAAGACCCAGCUCUCUACACUUCCUGGUUGGAGCCUGUUCAUGCUUUUAGCAUGUGGAAAACCCAACGAGCCUUUGACAAGUAUGAGAAGUCUGCAGCGCUGGUCAGCAAUAGUCAGCUCUUAGUAAAGCCGCUUGACAUGAUCGUGGGCAAGGCAUGGAAUAUGUUUGCUUCCAAAGCCUACAUUCAUCAGUACACAAGAUUUGGAAUGGAGGAAGAAGACUUUUUGGACAGUUUUACAUUGUUAGAACAAGUCGUUGCCAGUUACGGUAGCCUCGGACCCUAAACUAAGAGGAAAAACACCACACAGGACUUUCAGACUAAAAUAUUUUCAAAAUUGAGCCAUGCACAGUGGAAGACACUUGUGAUCCCAGCACCCUGAAAGUAGAAGCAGGAGAAUCAGGAGGUCAUCCUUGGCUACAUCAAGAGUUCUGGGCCAAG